Molecule: messenger RNA, 1895 nt
Organism: Aspergillus steynii IBT 23096
Lineage: Eukaryota; Fungi; Ascomycota; Eurotiomycetes; Eurotiales; Aspergillaceae
Product: M20 family dipeptidase
Exons: 5
Coding region: 259-1692 (477 amino acids)
Biological process (GO): proteolysis
Molecular function (GO): metallodipeptidase activity
Source: RefSeq, a predicted model, not a curated record
GGUAUCUACUCUAGUUUUUCUUCUAUUCCGUCCCCGCUCUGAAAGGUAGCAAUCGACUCGGGGGUACUUCUAUUCUCUUCCGCAGCUGACCAAAUGCCCCUCCCCCUCCGUCGUAUCCCGGCGACACUUGGGGCAUAUAAUAAGUCCUUUUCACAUUUUCCUUCCCCUCCACGGACCCAUUUGACACCUCACCUUGUCCCCAACAUCUCUCAUCUUCCCUUUCGUCGUUCAUUCUACGGAAAUAUCAGUGAUCGGAAAAUGGCGCCACAGCUUGAACCUUUUUUCCAGCAGGUCGAUAAUCUGUCCCCUACUUUCGUUGACCGGUUGCGGAAAGCUGUUGCUAUCCCAUCUGUUUCUGCCCAGGAUGAGAACCGAAAAGAUGUUUUCAAAAUGGCAGAAUUCCUAGCCUCGGAGCUGGAAUCCCUAGGAGCCGAGGUACAACAACGACCGCUCGGUAAACAACCGGGAAAAGAGCAUCUCGAGCUUCCCCCAGUGGUCAUUGCGCGUUAUGGCAACGACAAGAAUAAGCGGACCAUCUUGGUCUACGGCCAUUACGAUGUGCAGCCUGCAUUGAAGGAAGAUGGCUGGGCUACGGAGCCUUUCGAGUUGACAGAGGACAGUCAAGGAAGGAUGUACGGCCGUGGAAGCACCGACGACAAGGGCCCUGUAUUGGGCUGGCUCAAUGUGAUUGAAGCGCAUAAGAAAGCCGGGAUCGAGCUACCUGUGAAUCUUCUCUGUUGCUUCGAAGGAAUGGAGGAGUAUGGCUCUGAAGGUUUGGAGGAGUUUAUCCAAGCCGAGAGCACGAAGUUUUUCAAGGAUGCCGAUGCCGUUUGCAUCUCUGAUAACUACUGGCUUGGGACCGAGAAGCCGUGCCUUACCUACGGGCUGCGUGGCUGUAAUUAUUACUCCAUCAGUGUCUCGGGCCCUGCCCAAGAUUUGCACAGCGGAGUCUUCGGUGGUUCUGCCCACGAGCCGAUGACAGAUCUGGUUCAAAUUCUAUCCAAACUUGUCGACACGCACGGUAGAAUCUUGGUCCCAGGGCUCAUGGAUCUCGUCGAGCCGUUGACGGAGGAUGAAAAACGCCUAUAUCCCGAUAUCAGCUACACAAUGGAGAAUUUGCACGAGUCAUUGGGCAGCGAAACCGGCAUCCACCCCACCAAGGAGCAGACUCUCAUGGCCCGAUGGAGAUACCCAUCCCUGUCUAUUCACGGCAUCGAAGGUGCAUAUUCGGCCCCCGGUGCGAAAACAGUCAUUCCGGCUAAGGUCAUUGGGAAAUUCUCCAUUCGAACCGUCCCAAACAUGGAAAGCGCAGAUGUCAACAAACUCGUUUUCGACUACAUCCGGGCAGAGUUUGCCAAGCUAAACAGUAAGAACACAUUGGAUGUUUGGCUCCAGCACGACGGGAAGUGGUGGGUUGCCAGUCCGAAACACUGGAACUUCACGGCCGCGAGCAAAGCUGUGAAGCAAGUUUUCGGCGUUGAGCCAGACAUGACCCGUGAAGGUGGCAGCAUUCCCGUCACUCUCAGCUUUGAACAAGCAACAGGUAAAAACGUUCUGCUUUUGCCUAUGGGUAGCUCAACAGACGCUGCUCACUCCAUAAACGAGAAGCUUGAUAAAAGGAACUACAUUGAGGGCUCUAAGCUUCUUGGUGCCUAUCUGCAUUAUGUUUCGGAGGAGCCUAUGAAGGCUUGAUCUACUCGCCAGCUGACUUGUUGAAGACGAAGCAUGGACUUUAUGGCUUAGGUAAGUAUAUUGAGUGAAAAUCCCUGGCUGUGGAGGUUUAUCUAUAUGGUCUUAAAUUGAAACUGGUACUGUACUUGAAAAAAAAAAAUUGGUUCAGGAACUUCGUAGGGUAGGUACUACACAGUAUGUAUGUACAAUGAAAAAUUAUGCGC